Molecule: messenger RNA, 4828 nt
Organism: Anneissia japonica
Lineage: Eukaryota; Metazoa; Echinodermata; Crinoidea; Comatulida; Comatulidae
Exons: 3
Coding region: 211-1788 (525 amino acids)
Source: RefSeq, a predicted model, not a curated record
CUUCAUGCUAUAAGGAAGUAGAAGUCCACUGGUAAAACUGUAGCUUCAUGUUGGAACCAUUGCCGGUACAGUUACAAUGCAGUUUAUAACCAAACUGUAUUAGUAUAGUUAUAAUCAUCUGAAAGUCUUAAGAAGACAGACAUAAAUUAAUAACAGAACGGAAGAUAUAUACAUCACUUCUUAAUUCAUUGGUCUGCAAGAACUAUAAAUAUGAGCUAUAAUAUCUCGUUGUGGAGUAUAGUCCUCUUGAUGUACAUGUCGGAAACGCCUACUUGUGUGGUGAGAGGACAGCCCAUUAGUUCUGUACCUGGAAUGAAUGUAUCUCUGCCUUGUAUGGCUGUGAAUGACCAAAAAACUAUUAAAUGGUGGGGUCAUAAUGGUUACAUAAGUUCUGGAAAAGAUUUUCUUGAAAUAUUCAACACACUGAAGGAAUACUGUGCAAUUGGUACAGGUAACGACUACAGUUUAUUCAUUAUGAUACCUGAUGACAAAAAUAUCUGGCCAUAUCUUGCAGAAACCUAUGAAUGUAGGUUAGUGCCAGGAAAUGAUGAAGAUGUCACGACUAUUGAAAGUUAUGAGCUACAAAUCUACCAGCCAGAAUGCACAAUCUACCAUAUUAAUAGUAGCAUAGCAGUUGCUUCAUGUUCCUAUCAAAAUAUUCCAGAGUUUCAAGUAAAAUUGCUUAUUGACAAUAGUGACAAUCCAGAGAUGAACCACUGCACAUCUGAUACCUGUACACUGAAUUACACAUACAGCCCAAGUGAAGUUAUUGCACAAGAUCUUGUGUGUAGUGUCACAAUAUCUGAGAAAGAAUUGUCAAGAACAAUAUGUUCAAUGCAGAACUACAUUACAAAAUUACCACAAGAAACCACUGAAGAAUCGCUAACCUCAGCCUCAUCUCCAAUCUCAUCUUCCCCAACCUCAACCUCCCCAACCUUGAACCUUGCCACAGAAAAUUCACUAACCAGUUCCACAAAGUCAACCACCAACAAAAGUGCUUUUCCUUUAAAGACAAUCAUUAUAAACACAAAAACCACCCCAACCAUCAUGAUAUCUACAGUCACUACAAACAUACAAAACACCUCAACAAUCAUGACUACAACAGUCCUAGAAAGAAUUGCCAUCUCUUCAACCACGUCAACUACAACAGGAGGCAUUGCAAUAUAUUUAAUAGUCAUAUUGUCCGGAGCUGCUGUAAUAAUAAUGUUUCUAAUUAUUUUACUAUAUUUUGUAAGAAGAAGCUUCAAAGUUAAACAAAAUUCUUCAAGAAAAUCACAAUCAGCUGAUAAAAAUGUAUACCUUGAAAAUGACGAAAAGAAAAACACACAAAAAAUUAGCAUGAUGGAAAGACAUACAGCACAAAAACAUAACAUCAAUUUUGAACAAUCUUCUGUGGAUAGUGAGAUGGAAGAUAAUUGCAUCUACCAAUCAGCAGACACCAAUGCUGAUGAACAGAAUAGAAAUAUUGAAGGAGAUAAUGUUGCCAUGAGAUUAAGCCGCAAGGCUAACACAGGGCAAACGGACAAAGCUUAUGUAGAAAUUAAUGAAAUAAUAGAUAAAAAAAGUAGGAAUAAGAAAAGUGACAGGCUUACUACAUUGCAGACACAGAACAAGGUUGAAACAUCUGAUGAUUUGGGGUAUAUAGAAAAUGAAAACGAGGCUUACCAAUCACUUGAUGAGGUCAAUGAAAGAACAAGGAAUGCCGGCAUAAUCCAGGAAGGAUCGGGAGGAACACAAGCUACUGAGCAAAAUGAUGUUCACUAUGAUGUGCUUGAAAGAGAUGCAUAAAUUUAAUUUUAUAAAGGUUUUACCAUGCAGUUUAUAAGUGAAUCAUAGAUUAAAAUAAAGGAUAUAUUCAUUUGCAAGACAUAAGAAAAGACAGAUAAUAGUAGAAGAAAAGACAAUACAUCUUUCAAGAGAAUUACAUAAUUUGAUUGAUCUGCAAAAACUUUAAAUAUGAGUUAUAAUAACCAUUUGUGGAGUAUGGUUCUCUUGUUGUACACAUCUACAUAUAUGGUGAGAGGAUUGACCAUCGAUGUCGUACCUGGACAGAAUGUAUCUCUGCCUUGUAUGGUUGACCAGAUGAAUGACCAACAUACAGUUAAGUGGUGGGGUCAUAAUAAAUACAUCAGUUCAGGAAAACAAAUGCUUGAAGGAUCGCUUAGGUCUAUGAGGGUAUUCUUUUCUAUAACUGGAACAGAUGCAGACUACACUUUGUUCAUUAUGAUACCUGAUUAUGACCUCAAUCUCUGGCUACUUCUUGCAGCAAACUAUGAAUGCAGGUUAGUGUCAAAGAAUGAUGACAAUGUUUUCCAGGAAUUACAAAUUUAUAAACUGCAAGUCUACCAGCCAAAAUGUACAAUCUUUCAAAUUAAUGGCAGCACAUCAGUUGCUUCUUGUUCCUAUCAAAAUGUUCAAGAGUAUCAAGUAAUAUGGCGAAUUGAUCGCAAGAGUGUUCACAGAGCAGGAGAUUGCAUACCGGUAUCUGAUAUUUGUACAAUGACUUACACAUACAACUCAGCAGAAGUCAAUCCACAGGAUCUUGAAUGUUUACUCAAUUUACCUGGGGUAGGAUGGAUACUACAAUGUUCUAUGAUGCAGGCACAUAGUACAAUAUUACCACAAAGAACUGAGGUAUCCCCACAAUCAAAUUCCACUACCAAAUACAUUGAUGCAGAAAAUUCACAAGUCACCAUGAUUCAAACAAGCCCAGAAGUCCAAACAAGCCCAGAAGGCACUGAAAUCUCUUCAAAAAUAGCAACAGCAGCAGCAAAAGAAGACAAGGAAACACCAUUAAUAGUCAUAAUCCCAGUAGCAGCUUCAAUAAUACUAUUUCUGGUAAUCGUAAUUUUAUAUUUUGUAAGAAGGAAUAUCAAAUUGAAACAAAAUUCUGCAAUGAAAUCACCACCGACAAAUGAAAAUGAAUACUUUGAGACUGACCAAAUAGAACACACAUAAAAAAGUAGCAUGAUGGAAAGACAUCAAUUUUAAGCAGUCCUCGGAAGAUAGUGUUAUGAAAGAAAAUUACAUCUACCAAUCAGCAGACACCAAUACUUAUGAACUGACACCAACUAUUAAUAAUGUUACCAUGCCCCACAAAGAUAAAAUACAGCCUGAUGAAGCAAACAAGGCCUACAAAGUAAUUGAUGAUUUUGUCGAUGAUAUAAAUAUGAAUAAAAAAAUGACAGGCCUGCUACAUCGCAGACAUGCAACAAGGUUGAAACAUCUGAUGAUUUGGGGUAUAUAGAAAAUGAGAAUGAGACUCACCAAUCACUUGAUAAGGUCAAUGAAGGAACAUGGAAUGCUAGAAAUCCAAAAUGGAUCAAGAAAAAUAGCAGCCAUUGAUGAAAUUUAAUGUGAAGCAGGCAUGUGCGUACAAUGCAGUACUUGAAAGAUAAUAUAACAGACUUAUAUAUUAAGACUCACAACUAUAUGCAAACCCUUCGUUUUUGGCUCAACUUGCAUUCUUUAAAAAUACAAGCCCAAAAAUCUCUUGAUUCUUCCACUGCAUUCUUAAAAAAUACAAGCCAAAAAAUAUCUUGCUUUAGACAGGAUUAUAGAAGAAGAAAAAAAACAAAACUAAACCAAACAAAACAUAACAUAUAUCGUUUUAUUUUUAACAAAUACACCAACAAUGUUGAUAUGCCUUUCACUUGCAAUUACAAUAUUGCCAACAGGGGCAUUUUUAGGGGGGGGGGGCGGCCAGGCGCCGGCCCCCCCCUUUUGGUAUUUUAGUUGGUAGAGGUCACUACAUAAACAUGGUGGCACCUGUACUACAGCAUGGGUCAAAUAUAGAGUACAGGGUUCAGUUAGAAUCCAAAUGGUGCAUUUUAGUAUUCAAAACUGUUAUUUUAUGAUAUCAAAUUACUUGUAAACAUAGUUGUUUGUGCCUAUCAUUUAAGUGAAUAAAUUUGUACAAAGUCAAAAAUAAUUAAUUUUGUAUCUCCGACAAUUAAUUUCCAUGAUGGCGGACAUAAGCAAUUACAUUUCAAUCUCUGUCCUAUUUCCAAAUUUGGGAUAUGCCAAUUAGCUUAAACUUCCAUUUGUAUUCCUUUACCUAUUUGACUAUAAAGUGACAUUUAAAUAAAACAACGAUUUUAAUAUAAAAAACAAUAAUAGCUGAUUCACUGUGUUUUACAUAUUAGCCUUUGGUAGAAUUUUGGAAAUUGUAGAUGAAAUAUUCAAAGAUUUUUUUUUUGUAUAAUGAUACCACAUACUUCCUUGUAAGAAUGUUCAACAAAUGUUAAUUAGAAAUAGUUCAUACUGUAAAUAUUGAACACUGAAAAUUAUGUAUAUUCUUUCAUUUCAAUAUAAAUUAUGUUUCUGAUUCGCACAAGACAAAAUGUCACAUGGAAGAUGUAAAAAUUGAGCAAGCAUUGCCUGCUACGUUGUGUAUGUGUGCAGGCGCAUUUGUGUAAAAUUAGCAUAUGUCUAGCGUGAAGCGGGCAACACCACAUAAAUCGGUGUGUAUGCUCAUAGCGAGCAUCUUAUCUUGCACUGUAUGAUUUUGCACAAUGUUACUGCCUGUCAACUAAUAAUACAGACUUUUAACAAGGUUACAAUUUAAUCAUGUGAAAAUGACGGUGAAUUCAACAGCCUAUAGUAUUUAUCUAGCACAUCACAUGUAACAUUUUAUCUCAUGUAAUUAAAACAUAAUUUAUCAUGAAAAGUGUGCUACGUAUUAUGUGGUAAUAAAUAGUAAUACUGGUGUGUAAAAUGUUUGAUGUCUCAAAUUGCUUAUAAAAUGAAUAAAUACAGUUUUUUAAAAGCACUGUAUUCUGAAUUUUAUUUAAUAUUGCUUCAUAAACUACUGUGGUUAUCAUCUUGA